Messenger RNA from Suillus clintonianus, 604 nucleotides. RefSeq lists its product as uncharacterized. The coding region runs from base 18 to 368 and encodes 116 amino acids. NCBI's taxonomy places the organism in Eukaryota, Fungi, Basidiomycota, Agaricomycetes, Boletales, Suillaceae. The transcript has 5 exons. The record is from RefSeq and is a predicted model, not a curated record.
GCCAAGGGUGUGUCUUCAUGGUGCAAAUGAUCGCGAUGACGCAUCUUAAAAUAGUCACGGACUUCGUCGACGUGCCCGAGCUUGACACAUGCACCCUAAUUUCGACGAACAUGGAGAGCGUGGUUGCUGCUUCUGCCGUCGCCCUCGAACGUGCUUUGAAGUUAGUUGCAGACGAAGAGAAGAAGGGCGCGGCUCUCAAAACCCCCCUCAAGCUCAACAAAGCGACCGGCAAGGAAAGCAGCGUUCUGCUGUCUUUUUCCGAGUUGAACUGGGGGAAGUUCACGCAAGAUUACUACCAGUCCCUCUAUACGGCGGACAUAAUCAAGAUGGCGCAUAAAUUCCUCAAGGACUUGAACUCCGAAUACUAAAACAUCCACCGCUUCGUCUUUUCACAGGUUCUCCACUACUAUUUCAUUCUUGCAGCUGUGCCUACUACAUAGUCGAGUCUCAUACUACUACUAAUUCAUCAUCCGCGUACAAUGUUCCCCGCCACAAGCCAUCUCCCCUUCACACUUUAAUACCCACUUAUUCUACUUUUUUUGAUGGUAUCACGUUGUUGAAAUAAGUGUUUCUAGCGGCCUCGUGAAAAUAAGUUGGAAAAGGC